GCGGCGGCCGUGACGUCACGCGCCCGCCCCGCCCGCCGCCCGCACCCGCCACGCAGCGCGCACCAUGGCUUCGGGGCCCGCGGACGCCGAGACCCGGCAGCGCCUGCUGCGCACCGUCAAGAAGGAGGUGAAGCAGAUCAUGGAGGAGGCGGUGACCCGCAAGUUCGUCCACGAAGACAGCAGCCACAUCAUUUCCUUCUGCGCGGCCGUGGAGGCCUGCGUCCUGCAUGGGCUGCGGCGGCGGGCGGCCGGCUUCCUGCGCAGCAACAAGGUGGCCGCGCUCUUCAUGAAGGUGGGCCGGAGCUUCCCGCCGGCAGAGGAGCUGAGCCGCAAGGUCCAGGACCUGGAGCAGCUGCUGGAGAGCGCGCGAAACCAGAUCCAGGGCCUGCAGGAGAAUGUGCGGAAGCUGCCGAAGCUGCCCAGCCUGUCCCCGCUCGCCAUCAAGCACCUCUGGAUCCGCACGGCGCUGUUCGAGAAGGUCCUGGACAAGAUCGUGCAUUACCUGGUGGAGAACAGCAGCAAGUACUACGAGAAGGAGGCCCUCCUCAUGGACCCCGUGGACGGCCCCAUCCUGGCCUCCCUGCUGGUGGGUCCCUGCGCCCUGGAGUACACCAAGAUGAAGACGGCGGAUCACUUCUGGACGGACCCUUCGGCCGACGAGCUGGUCCAGAGACAUCGCAUCCACGGCUCCCACCUGCGGCAGGACUCGCCCACCAAGCGGCCGGCCCUCUGCAUUCAGAAGAGGCAUUCGAGCGGCAGCAUCGAGUCCCUCUCGGCACGGGACUACGUGGAGUCCCUGCACCAGAACUCCAGGGCCACCCUCCUCUACGGCAAGAACAACGUCCUGGUGCAGCCGAGGGACGACAUGGAGGCUGUGCCCGGCUACCUGUCCCUGCACCAGACGGCCGACGUCAUGACCUUGAAGUGGACGCCCAACCAGCUGAUGAACGGGUCUGUGGGGGACCUGGAGUAUGAGAAGAGCGUCUACUGGGACUACGCCAUGACCAUCCGUCUGGAGGAGAUUGUCUACCUGCACUGCCACCAGCAAGUGGACAGCGGCGGGACCGUGGUGUUGGUCAGCCAGGACGGCAUCCAGAGGCCGCCCUUCCGCUUCCCAAAGGGCGGCCACCUCCUGCAGUUCCUGUCCUGCCUGGAGAACGGGCUGCUCCCUCAUGGGCAGCUGGACCCCCCACUCUGGUCCCAGCGAGGGAAGGGCAAAGUGUUUCCCAAACUGCGGAAGAGAAGCCCGCAGGGUUCCGCCGAGUCCACGUCUUCGGACAAGGAAGAGGACGAGGCGACAGAUUACGUGUUCCGAAUCAUCUACCCUGGCAUGCAGUCGGAGUUUGUCCCGCAGGACCUGAUGGACGUCUCCAUGCACAGCCUACCCUCUCUGUGGCAACCCGGUCCCCGGAAGUCCUCCUGCUCGUCCUGCUCACAGAGCGGCCUGGCCGACGGCGGCUCAGCCAAUGGCUGCAACCACGAGAGGGCUCCCCUGAAGCUCCUCUGUGACAACAUGAAGUACCAGAUCCUUUCCAGAGCCUUCUAUGGAUGGCUCGCCUACUGCAGGCACCUGUCCACCGUGAGGACCCACCUCUCGGCCCUGGUCAACCACGCGAUCGUGUCCCCAGACUUGCCUUGUGACGCUGGGCACGGGCUGACGGCCAGGAUCUGGGAGCAGUACCUGGAGGACAGUGCGAGCUACGAGGAGCAGGAACUCCGCCGCCUCAUCUACUUCGGGGGCAUCCAGCCGGAGAUCCGCCGGGCCGUGUGGCCCUUCCUGCUGGGCCACUACCAGUUCGGAAUGACGGAAGCAGAGAGGAAGGAGGUGGACGAGCAGAUCCACGCCUGCUACGCGCAGACCAUGUCCGAGUGGCUGGGCUGCGAGGCCAUCGUGCGGCAGCGAGAGCGGGAGUCACACGCGGCCGCCCUGGCCAAGUGCUCCUCGGGGGCCAGCCUGGACAGCCACCUGCACCGCAUGAUGCACCGCGACUCCACCGUCAGCAACGAGUCCUCCCAGAGCUGCAGUUCUGGCCGCCAGAACGUCCGCCUGCAGAGUGAUUCCAGCAGCAGCACCCAGGUGUUCGAGUCGGUGGACGAGGCGGAGCAGGUGGAGGCCGAGGGCAGGCUGGAGGAGAAGCCGGCCAAGCUGCCCAACGGGAGCCUGGCCAACGGGCCCUGCUCGCCGGACUCGGGCCACCCCUCCUCCCACAACUUCUCGUCCGGCCUCUCGGAGCACUCGGAGCCCAGCCUGAGCACCGAGGACAGCGUGCUGGACGCCCAGCGCAACGUGGUGCUGGCGCUCCGGCCGGCGGACAGCAGCGUGGAGGACGGGCAGAGCAGCGAGGCCACCACGUCCCGGGACGAGGCCCCCCGCGAGCAGCUGACCGUGCAGGACAGCCUCGAGAGCGACCUCCUGGCCAACGAGAGCCUGGACGAGUUCAUGUCCGUCCCCGGGAGCCUGGACGUGGCGGCCCCGCCCGAGAAGGAGGGCUGGGGCGGCCAGGAGGCGGAGCGGCGGGGCCACGGCGACAGCGAGGACAGCCUGUCGGAGGAGCCCGAGAUGGAGAGCCUCUUCCCGGCCCUGGCCGCGCUGGCCAUCACCCCCCCGGCCCUCACUGAGACCUCGCCCGUGUCCUCUAGCGGCGUCACGUACUCCCCCGAGUUGCUUGACCUGUACACAGUGAACCUGCAUCGCAUCGAGAAGGAUGUGCAGAGGUGUGACCGCAACUACUGGUACUUCACCCCCACCAACCUGGAGAAGCUUCGCAAUAUUAUGUGCAGUUACAUCUGGCAGCACCUUGACAUCGGCUAUGUCCAGGGCAUGUGCGACCUCCUGGCGCCACUGCUGGUCAUACUGGACGAUGAGGCACUGGCUUUCAGCUGCUUCACAGAACUCAUGAAGAGGAUGAACCAGAACUUUCCCCACGGAGGAGCCAUGGACACGCACUUUGCCAACAUGAGGUCACUAAUCCAGAUCCUCGACUCGGAGCUCUUCGAGCUGAUGCAUCAGAACGGGGACUACACUCACUUCUACUUCUGCUACCGCUGGUUCCUGCUGGAUUUUAAACGAGAACUCGUGUAUGAUGACGUCUUUUCUGUCUGGGAGACCAUCUGGGCAGCCAAACACGUCUCGUCCGCCCACUACGUGCUGUUCAUCGCGCUGGCGCUGGUGGAGGUGUACCGUGACAUCAUCCUGGAGAACAACAUGGAUUUCACCGACAUCAUCAAAUUCUUUAAUGAAAUGGCCGAGCGACACAACACCAAACAGGUCCUGAAGCUGGCCCGGGACCUCGUGUACAAGGUGCAGACGCUCAUCGAGAACAAGUGAGGCCCAGCCAGCCACCUGCCACCUGCCCCACCCCGCACUUUCCCUCCUGGGCCUCCCCGGCGCCGG
Sorex fumeus (smoky shrew) is the source of this 3394-nucleotide messenger RNA. It is a transcript of the gene SGSM1, whose product is annotated as small G protein signaling modulator 1. The record is from RefSeq and is a predicted model, not a curated record. NCBI's taxonomy places the organism in Eukaryota, Metazoa, Chordata, Mammalia, Eulipotyphla, Soricidae. The transcript has 25 exons. Gene Ontology annotation, biological process: activation of GTPase activity. The coding region runs from base 65 to 3328 and encodes 1087 amino acids. Gene Ontology annotation, molecular function: GTPase activator activity.